Fukomys damarensis (Damara mole-rat) is the source of this 957-nucleotide messenger RNA. It is a transcript of the gene Spi1, whose product is annotated as Spi-1 proto-oncogene. Gene Ontology annotation, cellular component: nucleus. Gene Ontology annotation, molecular function: DNA-binding transcription factor activity, RNA polymerase II-specific; sequence-specific DNA binding. Gene Ontology annotation, biological process: cell differentiation; regulation of transcription by RNA polymerase II. The transcript is spliced from 6 exons. The coding region runs from base 55 to 957 and encodes 300 amino acids. Lineage: Eukaryota; Metazoa; Chordata; Mammalia; Rodentia; Bathyergidae. The record is from RefSeq and is a predicted model, not a curated record.
UCCGCACUGGCCCCCACCGAGGCAGGGGGCCCGACCGGCGCUGAGCUCGGCUGGAUGUUACAGGCGUGCAAGAUGGAAGGGUUUCCCCUCGUCCCCCCUCCGUCGGAAGACCUGGUUUCCUACGACGCCGACCUGUACCAGCGGCCCCCACACGAGUACUACCCGUACCUCAGCAGUGAUGGCGACAGCCACAGCGACCAUUACUGGGACUUCCACCCCCACCACGUGCACAGCGAGUUCGAGGCCUUCCCCGAGAGCCACUUCACCGAGCUGCAGAGCGUGCAGCCCCCGCAGCUGCAGCAGCUGUACCGCCACAUGGAGCUGGAGCAGAUGCACGUCCUCGACGCCCCCAUGGUGCCGCCCCACGCUGGCCUCGGCCACCAGGUCCCCUACGUGACCCGGAUGUGCGUCCAGUACCCGUCCCUGUCCCCGGCUCAGCCCAGCUCGGACGAGGAGGAGGGCGAGCGGCAGAGCCCCCCGCUGGAGGUGUCCGACGGUGAGGCUGAUGGCCUGGAGCCGGGGCCCGGCCUGCUGCACGGGGAACCAGGCAGCAAGAAGAAGAUCCGCCUGUACCAGUUCCUGCUGGACCUGCUGCGCAGCGGCGACAUGAAGGACAGCAUCUGGUGGGUGGACAAGGACAAGGGCACCUUCCAGUUCUCGUCGAAGCACAAGGAGGCGCUGGCGCACCGCUGGGGCAUCCAGAAGGGCAACCGCAAGAAGAUGACGUACCAGAAGAUGGCGCGCGCUCUGCGCAACUACGGCAAGACGGGCGAGGUGCGCAAGGUGAAGAAGAAGCUCACCUACCAGUUCAGCGGCGAGGUGCUGGGCCGCGCACCCGGACCCGGCCGUGUGUGCGGCGACGUCGUGCUUCCGUCUGUCCCCGAGGGCCUGACCGGUGCGGACGGGUCCUCCGAGUGGUUAGCGGGUGGGGUCCUAUGGAAAGGGCCUGGAGCGUAG